This is a messenger RNA of Panicum hallii, 1275 nucleotides long. RefSeq names its product probable indole-3-pyruvate monooxygenase YUCCA4. The record is from RefSeq and is a predicted model, not a curated record. NCBI's taxonomy places the organism in Eukaryota, Viridiplantae, Streptophyta, Magnoliopsida, Poales, Poaceae. Gene Ontology annotation, molecular function: N,N-dimethylaniline monooxygenase activity; flavin adenine dinucleotide binding; NADP binding. The coding region runs from base 1 to 1275 and encodes 424 amino acids. Gene Ontology annotation, biological process: auxin biosynthetic process. The transcript has 4 exons.
AUGCAGGAGCAAUCUGCCGACGCUGCAGGUAAUAGUAGCCCUAGGCAGGAGCGGGAGAGUUCGGGCGGGUGCUGCUUGGUGCGUGGCCCCAUCAUCGUCGGCGCCGGGCCGUCCGGCCUCGCCGUGGCGGCCACGCUGAGCCGGCACGCGGUGCCCUUCACGGUGCUGGAGCGCUCCGACGGCAUCGCCGACCUGUGGACGAACCGCACGUACGACCGCCUCCGCCUGCACCUCCCCAAGGUCUUCUGCGAGCUCCCGCACGUCGGCUUCCCGGCCGACUUCCCCACGUACCCGACCAAGCACGACUUCCUCCGGUACCUCCGCUCCUACGCCGCGCGGUUCGCCGUGUCGCCGCUGUUCGGGCGCACGGUGACGCGCGCGCGGUUCGACGCCGCGGCGUCGCUGUGGCGGGUGACGGCGGUCUCGGCCGCGGACGGCGGCCGGGCGACCGAGUACGCGUCGCCGUGGCUGGUGGUGGCCAGCGGCGAGAACGCGGAGGUGGUGGAGCCCAAGGUGAAGGGGAGGGAGAGGUUCGCCGGGGAGGUGCUGCACUCCAGCGCGUACAGAAGCGGCGAGAGGUUCAAGGGCAUGAGGGUGCUGGUCGUCGGCUGCGGUAACUCCGGGAUGGAGAUGUGUUUGGAUCUGUGCGAGCAUGGUGCAAUGCCCUUCAUGUCCGUCAGGAGCGGGGUGCACGUCCUCCCAAGAGAGAUGUUUGGGACCUCCACUUUCGGCAUCGCCAUGAAACUGCUCAAGUGGCUGCCCAUCAAGCUGGUGGAUAGGUUCCUGCUCCUCGUGGCGAAGAUGGUCCUGGGGGACACGGAGAGGCACGGGCUGCGCCGCCCCAAGCUGGGCCCGCUGGAGAUCAAGAACGUCACCGGCAAGAGCCCUGUUCUCGACGUGGGAGCAUGGUCGCUGAUCAAAUCUGGAAACAUCAAGAUCGUGCCAGAGGUCGAGUCGUUCACCGGCGGCAGCGGGGUGCGAUUCGUGGACGGCAACGAGAUGGCCUUCGACGCCGUCAUCUUCGCCACCGGCUACAGAAGCAACGUCCCUUCCUGGCUCAAGGACGGCGACCUGUUCACGGAGGACGGCAAGCCAAGGGCGGCUCAGGAGCCGAGCAGCAACUGGAGGGGUCCCGACGGGCUGUACUGCGUGGGAUUCUCCGGCCGGGGCCUGCUCGGCGCUGGCGCGGAUGCGCUGAGGGCCGCCGCCGACAUCGCCGGGAGGUGGCAGGCGGCGGCAGCGACCGGCGCCAAGAUCUCCUCCUCGUCGGUGUAG